Drosophila hydei is the source of this 1943-nucleotide messenger RNA. RefSeq lists its product as uncharacterized. NCBI's taxonomy places the organism in Eukaryota, Metazoa, Arthropoda, Insecta, Diptera, Drosophilidae. The record is from RefSeq and is a predicted model, not a curated record. The transcript is spliced from 4 exons. Bases 109 to 1815 code for a protein of 568 amino acids.
CAUUUUACAACACUUCAUAGUUCUUUCGAUUAGUUUUUCGUUUCGUCAACUAGGGCACAAUAAUAUUAUUGAUAAGUUUAAAGAAGACUUAGAUAUUCCCUUUGGACAAUGAGUACGGCACGUUUUGCCCGUUCGGGGCGCGUUAGGAUCUGUAUUCUGAUGAGCAUGUUUAUCGUCCUCAUUAUGAUGAUUGUCAUUUACCACAUGUCCCAACAGCAACUUGACGAGACCAGAGGUUUUCGCCUGCAUUGCGAGCAAAAACAGGAGGAAUUGACCAUAAGGCUGCAAUCACUUACUGAAAACAAGCUGGCAGUAGAGAAAAAUGUGGAAAUCUUACGUGCAGAAAAGCAAAACAUACAAGAUGACUACGAAAAGCAACAGGACGUGGAACGAACACUUCAACAGAAGUAUGAUGUGCAAGUUAAUAAAUACAAAGUACUCGAGGCCAAAUACAAUGAAUUGCUAACUGAAAGCGCCAAGAGCAAGAAGAAGCACAUCGAAGAUACAACUACGUUGCUCGAACAGCUGCAAAAGCUGCAACAAAACAACAAACAGCAGGAGGCAACUGUCUGGAAGGAUAAGUAUGAAACAUUGCUUAAAGAUUCUGAGCACAAAACACACACACUAGAGGAAGCACUUGAAGAAUUGAAAUCUCACUGUACAUUUGAGCCGCAGGCGCAGGUGCAACCAAAACAUCAACUUGCUAAGCCGAUCGAGUCCUUGACUGCCGAUACGACGUCCGUUCGACAGUCCAGUCCAGCCAAGCCGGCGCACAGCAUUGAGAAGCCACGCAAUCAAAAAUCGUUCAACGAACAAGUACAAGUGAGUCAAGGGCUGUACAGAAUUGGUGUCGCCAAGCCCAGUCAGGCUACUAACGCAACAACUAAACCCCAUGGUGUCGGUAUGGAGCAGCGGCUGGAACUCCAACGGCAACUGCAACAGCAACCACUGCAGCGCUUUGACGUGCGCAACAAUCAUAGCCUCAUACUAAAUUCUGUUGAAAAUUUUCAGAUUGUCCCCAAAGCACUUAAAACGUUAGCAGAUGAAACUAACAAACAACAGCAAGAGCAGCCCGUAUUAGCUGCAGCCGCUUCAGCUGUUUCACCAUUAAGUGUGCCACGCAAAUCUAACUCUAGCACUCCAAAUGCCGAAGUAGCACCAAACGGUUCUGUUGCGCCCAAAGCUUUAGGAAGCAGCAGCAGCAGUACUGGUCAGCCGCCAUUGGUCAUGCCACCAGCAAAACCAUCACCUGAGGUCAAGAUAGAACGCAAGCUACCGGAGAAUGUCGCACCCAUUCCAGAUAACUUUGAUGGUAAAGCUGACGGAGCAGGAGAUGUCGAUACAGCAGCUGAGGAGCUACCUAAGAACGAAAACAACAAUCGCUAUUCCAAUGUGGUGAACGAGCUGGAGUCUAACAAAAAUCAAGGAGUUCUUGAUUCUGGAGCGCAUGAAGUUAAAGAUGCUCUAAACGAACAAAAUUUCAAUUUACCUGGCGCCGAGCAUAAUUUAUUUGAUGGCGAAAUUGCUGCUCCGCAUGGAGCUGAAUCAGAUAACAAACUUCUCGCUGCAGAUGCGGCUGCUGUUGGCGGCGGUGUCGGCGAUGACGAUGACGACGUCAUGCUUGGGGAUGGAGCAGUGAAGCAACCACAGCACUUGCUGGAGAAUGAUAAUUUAAACAAUGAAAUCGCAGGGGAUCAGGGCAAGGAAUUUGCCGACGCUGUACAUCUGGACGAUGGCAUGGAUGAAGAUCAAGAUGAGGAUGACUACAAUGUGCCGGCACGCAAAGCGGGCGCUGAUUCGCCCGUUAGAAAUUAGAUGAUUAACUGUAGAUUUAAUAAUGGCUUACAAUAGUAUUUUAUUAUGGCAUCUCUUUGGCAAAUUUGGUUAUUUCUUUUAGAUAAAGAAAAAGGAAAGCAAAUACCAGCCACUUUAGUUAAGAUUAA